This is a messenger RNA of Piliocolobus tephrosceles (Ugandan red Colobus), 720 nucleotides long. It is a transcript of the gene TLDC2, whose product is annotated as TBC/LysM-associated domain containing 2. The coding region runs from base 1 to 660 and encodes 219 amino acids. The record is from RefSeq and is a predicted model, not a curated record. Gene Ontology annotation, biological process: response to oxidative stress. Gene Ontology annotation, cellular component: nucleus. The transcript has 6 exons. NCBI's taxonomy places the organism in Eukaryota, Metazoa, Chordata, Mammalia, Primates, Cercopithecidae.
AUGGCCCCAUCUGAGCCUUGUGGGGUGCUGGCGGGGCCCACCCAGGUGGAGGACUCCCUGUCUGGGGAGGAGGGUAACGAAGAGGAGGAGGAGGAGGAGGAGGAGGAGGCAGCUCCAGACCCAGCUGCUGCUCCUGAGGAUCCCAUGGUGCCCCAGCUGACAGAAGCCAGCCAAGUUUUGAGUGCCUCAGAUAUUAGGCAGCUCAGCUUUCACUUCCCACCAAGAGUCACCGGCCAUCCCUGGAGUCUGGUCUUCUGCACGUCGAGGGACGGUUUCAGCCUGCAGAGCCUGUACCGGCAGAUGGAGGGCUGCAGCGGGCCAGUGCUGCUGGCGCUCAGGGACCAGGACGGGCAGAUAUUUGGAGCCUUCUCCUCCUCGGCUAUCCAACUCAGCAAAGGCUUCUAUGGUACCGGCGAGACAUUCCUCUUCUCCUUCUCACCACAGCUGAAGGUCUUUAAGUGGACUGGAAGCAACUCUUUCUUUGUGAAGGGAGACUUGGAUUUACUGAUGAUGGGCAGUGGCAGUGGCCGGUUUGGGCUGUGGUUGGAUGGAGACUUGUUUCACGGGGGAAGCUCCCCUUGCGCAACCUUCAACAACGAGGUGCUGGCCCGGCGGGAGCAGUUCUGCGUCCAGGAGCUGGAGGCCUGGCUUCUCAGCUGACGGCCCUGCGGCAACAGGUACUCAGCCCUGCUCACGAUGCCAGCCAGGCCUUCCUGACAC